AGAGAGAGAGAGAGAGAGAGAGACGCAGUGGGAGGAAAACGAAAUAAGCGUUUUCCUCUCCUCCCUAAAGCAUCUCGGCGUGGGGGGAAUUGGGAGAGUGGGGACACUCAAAGGCAAAGUUGACGAACUUUGCUCAUCUUUUUAUAAACGCCAUUUUGAUUCCUGUCCGGAACAACUUUUGCAGCUUCUUUUUCUUUUUUCUUACUCUCUCUCCUCAGUUCAUCAUCACCAUCAUCAUGUCUCGGCGUAAGCAACCCAACCCCAACAAAGUCAAACUGUGAGCACUGGUGUUGACACACGAGGCGCGCUGUCGUCCAUCCUCAGCCACGAGCACCAGCAGCGUAAUACAACCUCGUCUGAGGACGGUUAUGGAAAAUUCAACAGAAGAGAUGAGAACAAAAUGGGCACAUUGCAUCUCCGCUGGGGAGGAGGAGGCGGAGCAAAGCGAGGACAGACAGAGCCCCGCCCCCACAGAGACACAAACGACACGUACAGAAGAGGAAAGAAAUGACUGGGAAAAUGGAGCGGACGUAGAGAUGGAGGUGGCCGACGGGGUGGACUUAUCUCCGAUUAACUCUAUGAUGAGCAAUGUGAUGAAUGCAGCCCAGCUUAAUGGUGGAGUAGACUCCGCCCACACCUUACCUAAUAAGGUGCCUGUCAAAAGCCCCGGCACCAACCGCAGUGGAAGAAAGACCCAGGAAGCCAAAGAUGACAGUGGGACUCUUGUCUGUCCGCUGUGUGAUAAGGGCUUUCAGACCCAACACCAGCUCACCAUGCACAUUCGCCAGCACAACACUGAUAGCGGGACAGCAGACCACUCUUGCAGUAUCUGCGGGAAGGCACUAAGCUCAGCUAGUUCUCUGGACCGUCACAUGCUGGUGCACAGCGGAGAAAGACCGUACAAAUGCAAUGUGUGCGGCCAGACUUUCACCACCAAUGGCAACAUGCACAGGCACAUGAAGAUCCACGAGAAAGACAACGCCACAUCCAUCCCCAACAGCCCCACCCUCCAGUCGCCAGGAAAACGAAGACGUUCUUCGGCUGCCAAACGCAAACUAAGUCAAGAUGAGGACAGUGAGCGGACAGAUGAGCCUUCUGGCAAAAAGGUCCUGGAGGAUAGUGGGGCAGACAAACAGGUUUUGAAAGGAGGGCAGGAGGAAGUGUUGUCCUGUCCUGUCUGCUUCGAGACCCUCACCUCCAAAAAUGACCUAGAUGCCCACAUGGAGACUCAUCCUGACACUACACUGAGAUGUGAUUUAUGCUGUAUCUCGUUCCGGACGCACCGUAGUUUGCUCCGCCACAACGCAGCUACCCAUAAGCAACUUCCCACAGACCCCAACGGGCGACCCUAUAUUCAGAACAACCCCUCCAUCCCUCUUGGCUUUAAUGAUCUGGCUUUCAUUGACUUUUCAUGUCACAAGUUCCCUCGCAUUGCCCAAGUUUGGUGUGAAACGAACCUUCGCAGAUGCACCGGCAAAUUCCAUCGUUUUGUAUGUGACUCCUGUGACAAGGCGUUUCCUCUGUGCUCAGCUCUGGACCUGCACAAAGCCUCACACGACAGUUCAAGUGACGCCCAAAAGACAACUUCACCAGCAGUUGUAAAAGAUAAGACUUCUACACCUGAGAAAAGCAACUUCAUGGACUUCUUGGGCUUGCAGCACAUCUCUCAAGUCAAGCCUGUCCCAUCAGAAGAGGAAACCCAGCAGGCUGUGCUAGACAGCAUCCGGGUUAUUCAUGUGGAGCCUAAUCAGUCCACUGUACCUCAGGAGCCUGGCCUUGUUGGAGGGGCUAGCCUGUCUCUUGUAGACCCAAUGACUCUUCAUGGUCUGUCCCAUCAAGAGGCUCUCAAACUACUGUCCCUUCAGCCCUUCCAAGUGCAGCCCUUCCUGAUGCAGCCAGAUGGUGGUGUGGUGGUGAAGCCUGUUUGUGGCGAAUCCACUAUGGAGUUUGCUGAUAUACAGCAGAUUCUUAAAGUAGCUUCAGCUGCUCCUAACCAGAUUGCGCUCCCACCCUUAUCGAAGGCACCUUGUAGUGCUGUGCAGUCAGGCUACAAGCAGAUGCCUCCACUUAAGCCAAAGCCCAUGGUGGCUCCCAGAACCAAUAUGGUAGCAUCAACCCCACCACCCCUCUUAAACACGCAGCAAGCAUCACUGGGCUGCAUUAGCCCCAGCCUUCCUCCCCUUGCAAGUCAUCCUCUUAAAACUGCCAGGAACCAAGCUAGCAACCAUGGUUCCACAGAGAGGAUACAAAUGGAGGCCGAAUGCAUGGGAGAUGCCCAUACCCCAAUGGAUAUGGAUGAAAAGCAUAUCAAGCAGGAAAUUGGCAAGUUGGAGGAAAACACUGGUAAGAAGGGAAAUCAAAAAGGCUCAUACCCAUGCCGAUUUUGUGAUCAGGUUUUUACAAUCUCUAGUGCACUGCAGGCACACAUGCGCUAUCAUUUGGGCAUCCUACCCCACCAAUGCAACAUCUGUGACUAUGUUGCCCCAGACAAAGCUACACUGAUUCGUCACUUGAGAACACACAGUGGUGAACGGCCCUACGUCUGCCGACUUUGUCAUUACCCGUUCACCGUCAAGGCUAACUGUGAGCGCCACCUACGCAAGAAGCACAUGAAAAACAAUCGCAAGGAGAUUGAGAAAAACAUUAAGUACGUUACCUCAUCCACAUCCACUGCAGAUAUUUUUGAGCAGGGCGGGUCUGGUGAAACUACCUGCCGCUAUUGUGGGGAAGACCUGAAGACCUUUCGGGAUCUACAGAUUCAUUUGCGAACUCACAAUGGGUGCCAACGAAAGCCAUUUGAAUGCAAGUGCUGUGGAGCGGCCUUCCUCGCUAAGCGUAACUGUAUUCAUCACCUUCUGAAACAACAUCUAGAUGUCCAGGAACAGGAUAUUGAGGAUCACAUCAUCACCCUAGUUGCUACAUCAACCCAAAAUAGCCCAAACCCAUGUAAUCUCAAUGGGGUUUCUCCUAGCAUGUUAGUGCAGUCUGUCAAAGUGGAGGACCUCAACUACUACAAUGCAGAUAUGGAUCAACCUCUGGACUUCUCUAACAAAAGUCGUGGGGGUAGUAGUGCUGGAAGUGUGAGUGGAUCACCUGGGCUUAAAGCUGAACCUGUUUCUUAUGACUCUUCUAUGGAACCUAUUGAUCUCUCUAUUCCUAAAAAUUCCAUAAAGAAGCUUAAACAAGACAUCAAUGCUGCAUUGCCCAGAGAGGUUAAGAAAGAACAGUCAUCUAUUAGCAUCCUUGCACAGGCUCUUCAGGCUGAUAGACCCAUUGAUGAGAAGUCUCAGCAGCUUGGCUGCUACCAGCUCCCCGUAGCCUUAACCACCUCUCUAACUGGUGGCACUGUUACAGGACGGGCGAUGCGUCUAAAGCCCCUGCUUCCUAAACCCUCAUCUGCAGCAGUGAAGGAACUUCCACCACUAGCGUCAAUUGCUCAAAUCAUCUCUUCUGUUUCUGGUGCUACUGACCUCCUUAAACGGGAAAACACUAACACCCCUCAAGUGGAUUCUGAUAAAACUGGCAAGAAAGAAUCCCCAGAGACCUUGAUAGAUGAGCUCCCCCUAAACAAUUCAAAGAGAAAGUCCAGGAAGAGGCCUUCCAACAGUGCAACAAGAGAGAAACCUCUGAUGAAUGCCACAGAUUCGAGUAUUGAUUUGGAGUCUAGUGGGGAGUUUGCUAGUGUUGAAAGGAUGUUGGCCACCACUGAUGCCAACAAGUUUAGCGCCUAUCUUCAGACCAACACAAUGGAGUUAGCAAGAAAAGGAGGGCCGCAACAGAGGGUUGGUGACGAGGAAGAGGUGAAAGAAGAGAAACACUCGCCUGCUCAACAGCGCGCUCACUCCCAGCAGUCCAAAGGGAAGAAGAAUGCGUACUCAAAUUCUGUGCAAAAGAUGACGUGUCCCUUUUGUCCCAGAGUUUUCCCAUGGGCCAGUUCACUCCAGCGCCACAUGUUAACACACACAGGCCAGAAGCCAUAUCCUUGUCCACAGUGUGAUGCCUUUUUCUCAACCAAGUCCAAUUGCGAGCGGCAUCUUUUACGCAAGCAUGGUGUUUCCAACAGAGUCCUAAGGCGCAACGGUGUGCUGCCAAAGUCUAAGGAAACAGAGGAAGGCUCACAAGAGAGUGCAGAAAGCACAUCAGAGGCGGAGCUUCCUGUGAAUGAGGCAAUGGAUCUCAGUUCAGACCCCGAAAAGCCCGUUGCAUCUGAUGCCGAGAAACCCUCACCGGCUAAGCCGACAGAGGCGGCUGUGGCAGAUAUGCUCCCUCAAAACGAGAUGGAGGAACCACAAGGUCUUGAGGCCUUGAAGGACAAUGACUCAGAAACAGAAAAUGAGGAUUCCCAUAUCAAUACAAAACUCGACUUGACCUUUGCCUCCAAACCAGUGGACAUCAAGUUCACAGAGAAUGACCAAUUACAGUGCUCCCCUGCGGCGGAAGCCGACACGUCUGCCAAAGCGACACUGCAGGACGAGUCCAAAUUUACCUGCAAGAGUUGCAACAAAAGCUUCCGCUACGCCGCCACACUGACCAGACAUGAGAAAGUUCACCAGCUGGACAUAGCGUCAGACUGUACUAACGUACCUUCAAAAGCAGAUGAUCCGACUGUGCCUUGCGAAGCUAAGAACGAAGCAGAGGAGGUAGCGGAGAAAUGUUUCAAAAAGAACACAGCCGAGAUCGAAGGAACGGGCAGCGUGGCGGAGAGCGGCUCAGAGGACGAUAAAGAGGAGAGAAGUGACGAAGAGGGAACCCCAACUGAACCAAAGAGUGCUGAGGGAGAGGCCAGGGAACCUGGCAGCAAGCCGGACAAGAGGAAAAAGGUGUGCAGUAUAUGUAACAAACGUUUCUGGAGCCUUCAAGACCUCACCAGACACAUGCGCUCUCACACAGGUGAGAGACCUUACAAGUGCCAGACGUGUGAGCGCACCUUCACCCUAAAGCACAGUCUGGUCCGGCACCAGCGAAUCCACCAGAAACCUCGUGGGACGGACGAAGAGGGGUUCAGUGGGCGCUCAGCCAGCGAAAGCGAAUGCACGCCUACCAGCACCAAUCCACCCUCUGAAAACGAGAGUGAGAUAACAGAGACUAUGAACGGCGAUUCAUCCACACAGAUGAGAGACGAGGAUUGUGCAUCUACCGAUAAGGUUGUGGGGAACAAAAGUGAGGACUCACCCACCAUAGAUCCACCAGAGAGACUCCUCAAAGGUUUACUGGAGAUCCACACCAAGCCCACUACUGAGCACAUUUCGGCCACCUCGGAGCCGCCGCUUCUUGGCGUGGAGUGAGGAGCGACUCCUGUUGUGCGGUGCCAUAUAACAAAAGACUGUUUUCAAGUGCCUUUCUACUUUUUUGCUAUAUCUUUAUCAGCAUUUAUCUUGAUCUAAAGUUGAUUUUUAUAGUAUUUUACGAUGAUUAUUAUGAAUUUUUCUUUUGUGGAAUCCUGAGAGAACUACUUUAAGCAAUAUAUGAACAAAUUAGUAUAUUUUGUACAGCAAAACUGUCCUAUAAGGAGCAGGUUUAUUGAGCAUAAGCCGAGAGUAGCAAAGGGACUUAUUUCUACGGAAAGGCUUGCAUAACUGGAAUAUAAGAAGACGGGCUUUUCUGAAAUUUUAAUUUUCCCUUUAAUUCCUUCCAGAGUAAGGGCAAUAAGGAACGGCCAAGCAAAGGGGUCUAUUAAAGUUGCAGUCUUAUAAAGUAUAUGGGCAAUGUUUGUCCAAAAUAAAUCAUUAAUUGUCCAGUUAUGCUGAUGGGACGGGAUGCAGUAUUUUUAACUUAUGCUUUCCCUCAAUCCCACUCUCAGCUACUUCAAACACAGCGAGGUAGCCUGCAAGUAUGAAAUCUUGUGUACUUGAUUGAAAAAUGUACCUGCGUCCAGGGUUAACGUCUUCCAAAAACAUACUUUGUUUAAGCCUUACUCUCAUUCGGAGCUUCAGGCUGGUGUCUCGCUUUUCGAACCAGAAUUCAUGGAGUACUUGAACACUGUCGCCCUGCUGCCUCCUGUCAGGAUGUGGUCCUGCAGUGCUCCCGUAUCAAUCACACAUUCUUUUGUAGUGUUGGAUAUCUCAUUGACCUCUCUCAGUUUUAUGAACUUGUGUUGUGAAGAAACCUCAGAAACAAAGCAAACCUCAAAGGACAUGGAGACUGUUUGUAAUAGCUUGGACCGGUCUUCUAUCAAAGCGAGGACCGAACGUCAAGUGCUGUAAUGAAAGUGAGUUUCUUUAAUGGGGAUAGAGAGGGAGCUUGCCUCUGAUUGGAUGCCAUCGAACAUCAGGCCCUGUUCACCCCCUAGUGGUGAAAAUCUGGCAUCUCUGCUCAGGCACGAGACUUAUAGUAUUGGAUGAACUUGAAUGCAAUUGCAAUCGCUUUCUCGAUCUGUUUUCCAGGACUCCCCGAUGCCUUUUCCUGGGUUCAAGCGAGCGUGUUAUGUGUGCGAAAGUGGUCGGUUACUCACAGACUGUUUUUAAUGUAUUUAUUGUGACCCAGAGCGGGUGAAUGUGGAGAAGCCAUGUAUUAAAACAAUUAUGCUGCGUAAGAAAUGAUUCAAGUUCAAUACAUAGCAGCCCAUCUUUGAUUUGGGUCUUCGAUAACAAUAAUCAUUUUCGAUCCAAAAGCUUUACGUAGACGUUUGUAUGCAUUUUAUAGAACGAGUGAUCUGUUAUCUUUAUUAUUAUUAUUAUUAUUAUUAAUUAUUAUGAUUGAUGAUUUCAGUUUGAGAGAUACAAGUUGUUUUCAUUGAUAUAUUCUUGGCAUAUAAACUGUGAAAUGUGUUAUUCUGCUAUGGGUGAAUCUGUAGGGUAGUUUUGCAUGUUGUUCAUUUAUAGAUUAUUAUUUUCUUUUCUUUCGGUUUUUGACCCACCUGCCACCCCACUGUCUCACUCUCAGGGUUCUUACAUAAAGGAUUUCUCAAAUCAUAAUUUGCAAAACAUUUUAUUAAUCUUUUUCCACCUUUGAUUUUUGAAGAUGUUGAUCCAUCAAUCACUACUUUUAGCACUUGACUGUGAAUUCAGAUGAACAGGGUGGAGUUCAAAUCCACAUUCCUCUCAUGGGGUUUUCUACGAGAUUUGUUCUUUUCCUCUCUUUUUUUAUUUUUAUUUCUAUCCUCCCUGUUCGGACAAACGGAGGUCUGUCACUCUUUGACGUGCCGACUGAUGUAAAAGGGAGCUUUGCUGCUACAUCCCCAAAAAUAAAUCUACUGGACUUGAAUGGAAACAGAAUCACCAGAACAUUUUGGUACACUACUCUUGUUCCUCGAAUAAGUGCUUCAGAAUCUGUUCUGUAUCAAAACUAUUCAAGCAAUAAAGAUAUACAUGAGA
Molecule: messenger RNA, 7313 nt
Organism: Misgurnus anguillicaudatus (oriental weatherfish)
Lineage: Eukaryota; Metazoa; Chordata; Actinopteri; Cypriniformes; Cobitidae
Gene: rreb1a
Product: ras responsive element binding protein 1a
Biological process (GO): regulation of transcription by RNA polymerase II
Cellular component (GO): nucleus
Molecular function (GO): RNA polymerase II cis-regulatory region sequence-specific DNA binding; DNA-binding transcription activator activity, RNA polymerase II-specific
Source: RefSeq, a predicted model, not a curated record